UGCGACGCCUGAUGUACGGUCUUUGAAAAGAAGGAACUCAUUUUCAAUGGAACUCAAUACAUAUGUACGGUCUGGGAGGGGGAGAAAAGAAAAACUCAAUGUGACAGGCAGCCAUAUGCCCAAAUCGCGAGUGAAAGCAAAACAAUUUCGUUCUCGGGUUCAUUGCAAUUGCAAAUUUUGAUACGAAAAUUAGAAACAAGAGUUGUGAUUAUUAAUUAAUUUGUAUGCUAAUGGAUGUGUACGCCGUCUGUCGGAUGUGCAUAUCCGCAAAACUGCGAUUGCGAUCAAUUUUUCUCGAAUACAACGAUAACAACAUGAUGCAGAUCAUAACCGAUGUUCUCCGUUUGGAGAUAUCCGAAGACGAUGGACUGCCACCGAACGUAUGUAAACCGUGUGCUACAACUAUCCUCAAAAUGGGAGACACCAUCGAAGCCUUCCGACAAAACGACCAGAAAUUGAGGGAACUUAUUCUUAAAGGUGAAACAAUCGUCAUAUGUGAGAAGAGUGAUGUUUGCGAUGGUAUUAAAGAAAGCGAGGUCGAAUUGGAUGUUGGGAACGUGGACAACGACGAACAGAUGAUAACAAUGGAACUAGCGACAGUCGACGUAGAUUGUUUGAUCAAAGACGAGCCCGAAGAUAUCGAAACAGCAAAGGAAACUCGUGAGCAAAUAGACGAUACAAACGACUCAAGUGAAUUGCCAAUAGAGGAAGAAUACCUUGAAGAUGAUGAUGAUGAUGAUGAAUUUAUGCCUCAAAACACGGUGAUUCCGAAGAAGCCGAAAAUAAUCAAAAAGAAACGAGCUCGUGAUCCUGAAAGGAUGUCACGCAAUCAAUUGAAACAUCUUCCUGGAAGACCGAGGCUACACGAUCACAUCUGUUACAUUUGUAACAGCGAACCUUUAGGAUCGGCCAAAAACCUGCUAGAUCAUCUAACCAUUCAGCACCAAGGUAUAUUUCCAUACACUUGUUCCGACUGCGUUAUGGAAACGAUCGUGCUUAAAAAUGCCCGUUCCUUGAAUAACCAUAAGAAGAUGCACGCUCAGCCUCUCAAGUGUUCGUACUGCGAUCGAAGAUACUGCGACAAUGCCGCCCGGGAGCUGCACGUGCAGUCGUACCACAUGGGCGAAGGAGCACCCUGUCCAUCUCCGUGCGACCUGUGUGGCAAAGUGUGCAAAUCUCAAACGGCACUCAAAAAUCACCUACGGGAGCAUAAGACUCAACUUAAGUGUCCUCAGUGUGAUAAAAUUUUUCAUAAGCCCAGCUUAUUGAAAAGACAUUUUGGCCGCAUCCACGAACCUCGGACGAACACUUACACUUGUGAAAUUUGUCACGCAGUUCUGGCGUCGAUGGAAGGCUACAACAACCACUUGAAGAUCCACGGCGAAAAGGAAUAUGAAUGCGACAUCUGUCAUAUCAAGUUCCACAACAUAGGAAAUCUCUGUGCUCGCCGGAAGGUGCACGUGAAAAAUGCAAACUACCAACCACCGAAGCGAGAUUGGAACAAUCACUACACCGUUAGUCACGAAA
This is a messenger RNA of Uranotaenia lowii, 1527 nucleotides long. Its product is annotated as zinc finger protein 658-like. Gene Ontology annotation, biological process: regulation of transcription by RNA polymerase II. Gene Ontology annotation, molecular function: DNA-binding transcription factor activity, RNA polymerase II-specific; zinc ion binding; RNA polymerase II transcription regulatory region sequence-specific DNA binding. Lineage: Eukaryota; Metazoa; Arthropoda; Insecta; Diptera; Culicidae. The transcript is spliced from 3 exons. Gene Ontology annotation, cellular component: nucleus. The record is from RefSeq and is a predicted model, not a curated record. The annotation marks the transcript as partial.